Messenger RNA from Exaiptasia diaphana, 802 nucleotides. RefSeq names its product tetratricopeptide repeat protein 9C. Lineage: Eukaryota; Metazoa; Cnidaria; Anthozoa; Actiniaria; Aiptasiidae. The record is from RefSeq and is a predicted model, not a curated record. The coding region runs from base 80 to 673 and encodes 197 amino acids. The transcript has 4 exons. Gene Ontology annotation, molecular function: protein binding.
AGUACUAAAAAGUUUAUCACACUUUUGGAAUAUUUCGGGCUACCUGUGGUACUCAUGUAUCGUGGGCUCAUCUAAGAAAAUGGCGGACGAAAAAGAAGAAGAAAAUUGUGAACCUUCUUUGGAAGAGGGAAAAGGCACCACCUCUGCAUUAACCAAGCAAGAAAAAMUAGCAGCAGCCGUAGUUUUAAAGGACGAAGGAAACGCUUUUUAUAAACAAAAGGACUAUAGAAAUGCAAUGAAAAAAUAUCACAGAGCACUUCUCUACGUGAAAGGUCUACAUGCACAACAUCCCUUUGCAGGAUUAAUGGACAAUGGUGACAGUGAAAUAAGCGAUGAUUUAAAGCAAAACGUACAACAAAUAGAGUCAAGCUGCCAUAACAAUUUAGCUGCGUGUCACGUUGCUACAGAAAGGUGGCCAAAGGUGGUGGAUUAUUCUUCAAAGGUUAUAGAGCACCAGCCCAAUAAUGCCAAAGCUUUAUUCAGACGUGGUCAAGCGUACAUGCAUUUAAAAGACUUUGACAGAGCAAGAGAAGACCUGGUUAAAGCAAAUGAGCUUGAGCCAACAGACAAUGGUAUCAAAAGAUCAUUAGCAAUACUGGACAAAGAACUGAAGAAAGUAACAGAGAAGGAAAAGAAAACUUAUGCAGCAAUGUUUGAAAAAAUGUCUGUGUAAACAAAGUUAACUAUAUUGUAAAAAUCACCUCAUUUGUUCUUGAUAUUAUUUCAUUGUUGCAAGGUGAUAUCAUUUGUAUGUUAUAUGCCAUGUACUAUUGAAGUGUUAUUAAACACAAGCUUUCUAAUA